This is a messenger RNA of Cucumis sativus (cucumber), 872 nucleotides long. Its product is annotated as membrane protein PM19L. Lineage: Eukaryota; Viridiplantae; Streptophyta; Magnoliopsida; Cucurbitales; Cucurbitaceae. The transcript is spliced from 4 exons. The coding region runs from base 181 to 660 and encodes 159 amino acids. The record is from RefSeq and is a predicted model, not a curated record.
CUUACUUUUCAUCACCAUUUAUAAACCAUCUCUUCCCCCUUACUUUUACUUGCACAUUACAUUUCUCCCUUAAAUCUCAAACUUUUUGAUCUCUGAUUGAUUCUUGAGAAAACUCCUGAUCCUUCUUUUUUUUUUUCUCUUCAAAAACCAGCCUUUUGUUUUUGAAAACUCCCUGCACAAAUGGCUAGUACACAAAUGAAAUCCUUUGCCACUUUGCUUCUGUUGCUUAACUUUUGCAUGUAUGUUAUUAUUUUGGGCAUUGGUGGCUGGGCCAUGAACAAAGCAAUUGAUCAUGGCUUUAUCAUUGGUCCUGGAUUACGACUACCAGCGCAUUUUUCACCGAUUUACUUUCCGAUGGGGAAUGCAGCCACUGGUUUCUUUGUGUUAUUUGCUUUGUUGGCUGGUGUGUUUGGAGCUGCCUCAGCAAUCUCAGGAUUGAACCACAUUCGAUCAUGGAGUGUUGAAAGCUUAAGCGCUGCUUCUUCUGCUGCUGUUUUUGCUUGGACUCUUACUAUUCUUGCCAUGGGCUUUGCUUGGAAAGAGAUUGCACUGGAUUUCAGAAACGCAAGACUGGUAACAAUGGAGGCAUUCUUCAUAAUUCUGUCAGCAACACAGCUAGUUUACAUAAUGGCCAUCCAUGGUGAUAAUUCCACAAGAUAAAGAGCUGAAUGAAUGGUGGAAUAUCUGUUUGAUUCACAUUGCCCAUUUUCAUUUGUUUUUGGUGUUGGUUUUAACGUCCUAUGUGCAAAAAUUGCAACUUGCAAGGAGAUUAAUUUAGAACAUUUAUAUAUUUAUAUUUUUGUUGUGAUUUGUGUGGUGUGAUUUUAUUUGUAUAAAAUAUUUGAUAAUAAAUAUUGGUUUGAUAUUUUAUU